This is a messenger RNA of Miscanthus lutarioriparius, 1482 nucleotides long. NCBI's taxonomy places the organism in Eukaryota, Viridiplantae, Streptophyta, Magnoliopsida, Poales, Poaceae. The record is from the annotation of a GenBank genome assembly.
AUGGACAACCAUGGAGAGAAGACCAUCAUCCACACGCUGCGAGAUGCGCUGCCUCACUUCGCAGUCAAGUCCAAGAAGCUCGCGUCGCCGCUGCUGGAGCCAUUCGGGUGGGCGUCCCAGCCAGCCUCUGUCGACGACGAUGAGCUGACGGCGCUCAAGUCCAAACUGCGGCGGAUCCGCGCCACGCUCCAUGAUGCCGAGAGCCUGUCCGUCACCGACCGCUCCGUCCAGCUGUGGCUAGCUGAGCUCGGUGACCUAGAGCACCGGGCCGAGGACGUGGUCGAGGAGCUGGAGUACGAGUCCCGUCGCUCGGCGCAACUGGAGGAGCUCAAGCAAGACUUGCUCUACGCCGCCACGACGGGGAAGCGGCGCCAGGAGGUGGCGCUGCUGUUGGCGCCCGCGCCCACGAGGCGGCUCCGCGCGCAAGAUCGAUGGCAUCUGGGCAAGGAGUUUGACGUCGUCAGCGUCACCCGCAAGAUCGUUGAGGCGGUCACCAGAACGCGCCCGGAGUGCAGCGAGCUGAGCACGCUUCAUGAGCUCAUAGUCGAGCACCUUGCGGGGAAGGGGUGCUUGAUCGUUCUCGACGACGUGUGGGAUGACAAUCCCAACCACUGGAACAGCCUGACGACCCCGAGCCACUGCGUGCCAGGGAGCACGGCUGCCAUGACGACGAGGAACAAUAAGGUUGCCAGGAUGGGCUUCGCCUUCGACAAAGAUCUUCUAGUCCAGCUGUGGACUGCGCAGGGUUUUGUGGAUGCUGAAGGAGACUGCAGCCUUGAAGCGACCGCCAAUGGCUACUUCAAUGACUUGGUGUCAAGGUGCUUCUUCCACCCUUCCCCAUCUCAUGCUAUCAGCGAAGGGAAGUAUGUUAUGCAUGACCUGUACCAGGAGCUUGCUCAGUUUGUUUCAGGCAAUGAAUGUAGGAUGAUACAACUCCCUAAUUCAAUGAAAAUAGAUGAGAGCCCUCGGCAUUUGUCCUUUGUUGAUGAGGAGUCUCAUUCUGUCCAAGAAAUAAACUUGGACUCAUUUUGUGGUCAUCGUGAUCUGCAAACCUUCCUGUUCAUUGCAAGAACAGAACAAAACCACGAGGAGAUGGCCUUCAGAACAAAGAUUCCUUCCGAGCUGAUCACGGAUUUUGAAUGCUUAAGAGCUUUAGAUUUGAGCAACUCCAAUAUCAUGGAGCUACCGAAAUCCAUUGGAAGUCUGAUACACCUAAGGUUCCUUGGUCUGGACAACACCGCAAUUAAGAUGUUGCCUGAGUCAAUUUGUGCGCUUUUCCACUUGCAGAUAAUUAAGCUUAACCAUUGUUCUUCCCUUACUCAGUUGCCUCAAGGCAUCAACCUCCUAUUGAAUUUAAGGUGCCUAGAGAUUCCACAUUCAGACAUAAAGAUGCCUUCGGGGAUUGGAGAGUUGAUUAGGCUACAGAGACUACCUUUUUUGUCAUUGGGAAUGAGCCUGCUGGAUGUAGCAUGGCAGACCUGA